UGAGCCCAGGCGCGAGGACAGGCGCGAGCUGUUCCCCGUGGGCUCCCCUCCCCCCCGCGGCGACCCCUGCUCCGACCGACUGGUCCCCGAAACGGUGGUGGCGGCCGUUUGUGGUCGUUGGUCCCAGGGAUUUAGGACCUACAUUUGAAGACCCAAGGGGAACUGCAACCAUGAAUGAAGAAAAUAUAGAUGGAACAAAUGGAUGCAGUAAAGUUCGAACUGGUACUCAGAAUGAAGCAGCGUUACUUGCUUUGAUGGAAAAGACUGGUUACAACAUGGUUCAAGAAAAUGGGCAAAGGAAAUUUGGAGGUCCUCCUCCAGGUUGGGAAGGUCCACCUCCACCUAGAGGCUGUGAAGUUUUUGUAGGAAAAAUACCUCGUGAUAUGUAUGAAGAUGAGUUAGUUCCUGUAUUUGAAAGAGCUGGGAAGAUAUAUGAAUUUCGACUUAUGAUGGAAUUUAGUGGUGAAAAUAGAGGUUAUGCUUUUGUGAUGUAUACUACAAAGGAAGAAGCCCAGCUAGCCAUCAGAAUUCUUAAUAAUUAUGAGAUUCGACCCGGAAAGUUUAUUGGUGUGUGUGUAAGCUUGGAUAAUUGUAGAUUAUUUAUUGGAGCUAUUCCCAAGGAAAAAAAGAAAGAAGAAAUUUUGGAUGAAAUGAAGAAAGUUACAGAAGGAGUUGUAGACGUAAUUGUUUAUCCAAGUGCAACUGAUAAGACCAAAAAUCGUGGUUUUGCAUUUGUUGAAUAUGAAUCUCACAGAGCUGCUGCUAUGGCAAGGAGGAAACUAAUUCCAGGAACGUUCCAACUAUGGGGCCACACCAUUCAGGUAGAUUGGGCAGAUCCAGAAAAAGAGGUUGAUGAAGAAACCAUGCAGAGAGUUAAAGUUCUCUAUGUAAGAAAUUUAAUGAUCUCAACUACAGAGGAAACAAUUAAAGCAGAAUUCAAUAAAUUUAAGCCUGGUGCAGUUGAACGAGUAAAGAAACUCAGAGAUUAUGCUUUUGUUCACUUUUUCAACCGAGAGGAUGCAGUAGCUGCUAUGUCUGUUAUGAAUGGAAAAUGCAUUGAUGGAGCAAGUAUUGAGGUAACAUUGGCAAAACCAGUAAAUAAAGAAAACACUUGGAGACAGCAUCUUAAUGGUCAAAUUAGCCCCAAUUCUGAAAACCUGAUCGUGUUUGCUAACAAAGAAGAGAGCCACCCAAAAACUCUAGGGAAGCCACCAACUCUUCCUGCUCGUCUCAAUGGUCAGCAUAGCCCAAGCCCCCCUGAAGUUGAAAGAUGCACUUAUCCUUUUUUUCCUGGAACAAAGCUUACUCCAAUUAGUAUGUAUUCUUUAAAAUCCAAUCAUUUUAAUUCUGCAGUAAUGCAUUUGGAUUAUUACUGCAACAAAAAUAAUUGGGCACCCCCAGAAUAUUAUUUAUAUUCUACAACAAGUCAAGAUGGAAAAGUACUCUUGGUAUAUAAAAUAGUUAUUCCUGCUAUUGCAAAUGGAUCCCAGAGUUACUUCAUGCCAGACAAACUCUGUACUACAUUAGAAGAUGCAAAGGAACUGGCAGCCCAGUUUACAUUACUUCAUUUGGACUACAAUUUUCGUCGCAGCUCAAUAAAUAGUCUUUCCCCUGUUAGUGCUACCCUCUCUUCUGGGACUCCCAGCGUGCUUCCUUAUACUUCAAGGCCUUAUUCUUAUCCAAGCUAUCCCUUGUCACCAACAAUAUCACUUGCUAAUGGCAGCCAUGUUGGACAGCGACUAUAUAUCUCCAAUCAGGCCUCAUUCUUCUGAAGAAAAUACUGUAAACAUUAGUAUGAAAAUUUCUUUGUGUAAAACAUGCAAAUUAAAAUACUGUUUUAGAAUCGGGUUUGCACAUUUGGUUUUAAAAAAAUAAUAUAUUUAUUCCAACAUACUAAACAUCAGUUAUAAAUCAGAAUAACAGAGUUGUACAAUAUAAAGAAGUGUAAAGUUUAAAAAGUUAUUCAGUGAUUUUUCUUGAUAAAGGUAUAGCAAACUACUUUUUAAACUCUUGGAAUUUACAUCUAAUUCCUGGGUGGGCAGGAGAACCCAGCAGUUUAUGUUAAUUUUUGCAUAAUAACUUUGCUAAAUAGCUUUUCAUAAAUAUUGAAGCACUUGAAGACAAUGGUUAUACUACAUUUGAUUACCAAGGAUCACUAUCUGUAUUGGAGAUUAGAACAAUUAUAUAACCAGAAGCAUUUUAACCAUUAUGUGAAAAGAAAUGAUGAGGCAGAAAUAUGUAACACAGAUUUUAUUCAGUAUUAACAAAAAAAAAAAAAGCCUACCAUUGUCAUCUUUGAAAAUAACUACAGAUAUUACAGUUAACAAUUACUUGUUAUAAAAAUUAUAAUUUUGUUGUUAAUAUAUUUAGGGUUUUUAUAGUUAUGCUUCAUUUGUGUUUUUUGAUAUUCAUUGUAUUGUUUGAAUAAGAAGUGUUAUGGUUUUUAAAUGUUGAAAUCAUGUGUUGUUUAAUUUUUGUACUUGAAUUCAAAUUCUUUGACAUUAAAUAUAUGAUGCUUC
This is a messenger RNA of Otolemur garnettii (small-eared galago), 2519 nucleotides long. RefSeq names its product RNA binding motif protein 46 (gene RBM46). Lineage: Eukaryota; Metazoa; Chordata; Mammalia; Primates; Galagidae. The coding region runs from base 171 to 1772 and encodes 533 amino acids. The transcript has 5 exons. The record is from RefSeq and is a predicted model, not a curated record. Gene Ontology annotation, molecular function: mRNA binding. Gene Ontology annotation, cellular component: nucleus.